CGGAUGGCGGUUGAUUGGCAAAGACAAGAAAAGCAAUUCAAGCAAGCAGAAGGAUCCACAGGACGUCGACAUGUGCAGCCAAUCAGAUACCACUUUGCUCACGGCAUACGAUGCCACUGACCAAUCAAUAGCCGACUACAGCACACCGCAGCCACAGACCAAACGACGUACAUCCAGCAGAAAGCGCGCCAAGUCCAAAGGAAAGGGUAAGCGAAAAGAUGGGGGUGGGAAAGGGGCAGGGGCUGUGGGCUUAUUUAGGGGACAAAGAGAGACAGAGUGGUAA
Molecule: messenger RNA, 283 nt
Organism: Sphaeroforma arctica JP610
Lineage: Eukaryota; Ichthyosporea; Ichthyophonida
Exons: 1
Source: RefSeq, a predicted model, not a curated record